This is a messenger RNA of Monodelphis domestica (gray short-tailed opossum), 957 nucleotides long. RefSeq names its product olfactory receptor 14A2-like. Gene Ontology annotation, molecular function: olfactory receptor activity; G protein-coupled receptor activity. Gene Ontology annotation, cellular component: membrane. NCBI's taxonomy places the organism in Eukaryota, Metazoa, Chordata, Mammalia, Didelphimorphia, Didelphidae. The record is from RefSeq and is a predicted model, not a curated record. Gene Ontology annotation, biological process: G protein-coupled receptor signaling pathway.
AUGGCCAAUUUCACCAUGACAACAGGAUUCCUCCUCAUGGGCUUUUCUGACAUCUGGGAGCUACAAAUCUUACAUGCCAUGUUCUUCUUGCUGAUCUACCUGGUGGCUCUAAUUGGGAAUUUGCUCAUCUUCACCCUCAUCUCUCUUGAUAGGAAACUCCAUACUCCUAUGUACUUCUUCCUAAAGAAUCUGUCCUUUUUAGAUCUUUGUCUUAUUUCCAUCACAGUUCCCAAAUCAAUUGCAAACUCUCUCAGUCACAACUGCUCCAUCUCUUUUUUGGGGUGUGUUUCACAGCUCUUUUUAAUGGUGUUAUUUGCUGCAUCAGAACUUUUUCUCCUAACAGCAAUGUCCUAUGACCGUUAUGUAGCCAUCUGCCUGCCCUUACAUUAUGAAGUCCUCAUGAAUGGUGAAAUUUGUAUGAAAAUGGCAGCUGCUUCCUGGCUCAGUGGAGGCUUUUUGGGGGCUCUGUACUCAGUUACUACAUUCACUUUGCCAUUCUGUGGCUCCAAGGAGAUUCACCAGUUCUUCUGUGAUGUCCCUUCCUUACUUAGGAUCUCCUGCUCUCAUUCACACCUUGCAGUUGAUGUUACUAUGACUUUUGGGUUUGGUUUAGGGAUUUUCUGCUCUAUUUGUAUCACAGUCUCUUAUAGUCACAUCGUCUCAAUUGUGCUGAAGAUUCCAACCACAAAAGGUAGGUCAAAAGCCUUCUCCACUUGCCUGCCCCACCUUUUCAUUCUCAUGGUUUUUAUCACAACUGGUAUCAUUGCUUAUCUAAAGCCACCUCAGGAAUCUGACUCAGUUAUUGACCUGUUGUUGUCCUUGUUCUAUACAGUAGUGCCUCCAACUAUGAACCCUAUUAUUUAUAGCCUGAGAAACAAGGACAUGAAAGCUGCUCUCAGAAAACUCAUUGCCUGGAAAUAUUUCUCAAAGGAAUUAAUACCAAAGGCUUUUCCAUGA